Linum trigynum is the source of this 1606-nucleotide messenger RNA. The record is from the annotation of a GenBank genome assembly. Lineage: Eukaryota; Viridiplantae; Streptophyta; Magnoliopsida; Malpighiales; Linaceae.
CUCAACUAGUCUUCCCGUCGUCGCGUGAGAAAUAGAGAGAGCGAGAGAGUAGAUCGAGAAAAAUCAGAGAUGGACGCCAUUGACAACGUCUUCGAUCCUUUGAGGGAGUUCGCCAAGGACAGCGUCCGACUCGUGAAGCGUUGCCACAAGCCCGAUCGGAAAGAAUUCUCGAAGGUGGCAGUGCGAACGGCGAUUGGUUUCGUGGUGAUGGGAUUCGUAGGGUUCUUCGUCAAGCUCAUCUUCAUCCCGAUCAAUAACAUCAUCGUCGGAUCUGGUUAGAUUCAGCUAAGGUAAGCUUCGAUUCCCCUGGCUUACAGUUCGAUCCUGUUUACUGCAAUUCAGCUCUAGUAGAUCUAGUGACUGGUGCCUUAGGGAAUUGAGGUAGUGCAGAAUACAUGCAUUCAGUACAAAACUUAUGCUGAAAUUCUUUUUAUCAUUAUGAAUGUUGAAUAUAUGAAUGAUGACAAUCAUUAGCAUCGUUGGCCUGUCUGGUAGUUCGCCUAUGAGCUGAAGGGUAAGCUUGGAGUUCCAGGCUUCGCUCCAGCUAAGCUUAAUUUAGCUCUAAUACCUGAUACAAUGAUGCUGAGCAUCCCAUGGUCAAUAACUUGAAAGAAAUUGAAUCGUGCUGGGAAUUUGGCAUAUGUAAGUGCAUUUUCUUGUUUGCUGUCUUUGGGUUUGGAUGGAUGCAUGGGGCAUUGUGUUUGUUUGUAUUUCCUCCCCCUCUUUGGCUACUUCAGCCAAACACUGCUGCGAUUGCAGAUCAAUUGGGGUUUUAGAUUUCGGAUUAGGGAAUAUCCGCAUUAAUACCAUCAAGGUUGCAUUUUCUUGUUUGUUGUUGUCUUUGGGUUUGGAUGGAUGCAUGGGGCCUUGUGUUUGUUUGUAUUUCCUCCCCCUCUUUGGCUAGUUCUGCCAAACACUGCUGUGACUUAGUGAUCAAUUGGGGUGUUUAGAUUUCGGAUUAGGUUAUAUCCGCAUCGAUACCAUCAUGGUCGGAUCUGGUUUGAUUUGGCUACUAGCUUAAAGUUAGGCUGUAGUUCUCAGCCUUUCUUCCAAGAGUUUAGCUCAAUUCUGCUCCAAUACCCAUUCCCAAUGGUUGGUGGUAACUGGAGGAAAUGAAUUGUGCUGGGCGAUAAUCUUGUUUCUCUUUGGUUACGGAUGCAUGUGAAUUGCCUUCAUUAGUUUUCCCCUAUCCACUUCUGCAAGUUCAAUCAAACUGCUAUUUGUUGUUGAACAAAUUUCUUCUUAAAUCAGCGCUUUCAGAUUAAUAGAUUGAUUGAAACACAUAAUUUGUGCAGGUGGUGUUGGGAGGCAUGGAGCAGUUGCUUGGGAAGUGGUUGGUUUGUCUGGUCAUUCCUCUGUAUACUGGCUGCAGCAUCCUAGAGAUGAGAACGACUCAAAAGUUUAGGAAAAGUAAACGAGAUAGUUUUGAAUGUACUCUUCAGUUAUUGUUCUACAUGUUUAAGAUUUGUCAGACUUGAAUUUAUGCUUUGAUGUAGAAUUACUUUUCUCUUGGAAUUAAUCUCACCAUUUGAGUACCUAUCUAGCUAUUUCUUUUUGUUUAAGCACAGUAAAUCUGCCGAUCAGCCAAUCAAUUUCAUUACAGUAA